AUGCCGAAGAUGAAGAACGGAUUGUUUUCGAUGAUUUUGAUGUCAGUAUUGUUCUUUUCCCUCACAUCCGGGAUGACGAUAGGCAGCGAUCCGAUCAGUGAAUACACAAUGGAAAUCAUCGAGAAUAUGGAAUCACUGCUGAAUACCGGGGCGAUCAUUUACAUAUCGGGAAGGCCGAAUGACUCGAUUAGUACUUAUGAGGUGCGUUUGGGAGUGGACGAGAUGACCGGCUUGAGAAUCCAAUAUGAAUAUGUGCCAGCGAAUGGAUCAUUUCCACCACAAGACAUUUUGAGAUUUGGGGAUGAUAUGAAACAAGAACUCCAAAAGGACGGCAAAAUUUAUGCGAUGGAUCGAACGGGAACGGCGGUGACAAGCUCGUUGACCACAGAGAAUCACAUGAUAUUUAUACGUGUUCUCGACUCGCAAUACUCAAUCUAUUUCACGAAUGGGAAAAGUCUUUGGAAUAUCUUCAACUAUCCCUUCACUUUUCCCAUUCAAAAUGUCAACUCGAUCGGGCUGCGCGGAGGGUUUUUAUUGAGAAAUUAUCAACACUGGAAUCAGUCAAUGAUCACCCCGACCACUUUUCGUUUCCCUACACAGGACAAUAUUUUCCCGAAUGGGAUGACCGUUUGCGUGGUUGUGGACAGCGGAAUGGGCACGAAUUUCACGAUCGAUUUGUUGGGAACGGGCACGACGGUGAACUUUCGAUGGUCAAUGGAUAUACCAAAUCAACAGUACGUGAUCAGCAACAACAUUAGCGGAACUUGGACAACACAGGGCACAUCGGUUGACUGCGGGAUACCGGAGAUUCCAUUUGAUUCAAAUCAAAUCAUGGACGUGGUCAUCUCGAAUACGACACCGGCUUUAUCGGUUUUCGUUCAAAUCGCCGGCUUCAACUACACUUGCCCAUCAUUUUUUGUUCACUAUCCGACCAUCGACAAAAACGUCGGCUAUCAUUCGGUGGUUGUCGAUGGAGAUAUUCAACCGUUACAUGUGGCGAUGAUUUACACAUUG
Mesorhabditis belari is the source of this 1014-nucleotide messenger RNA. The record is from the annotation of a GenBank genome assembly. Lineage: Eukaryota; Metazoa; Nematoda; Chromadorea; Rhabditida; Rhabditidae.